GUUCAAAUAGUUCAAAUGCAAAGUGUAUUCAAAAUAUGGCAUUAUGUUGUGUGAGGGGCCCAACAGUGAUCCGCACACCAUCCGAGGAGAGCUCCACUAGAGGGGAGAGCACCACCCUCUGGACGGAGAUGCGUCAAUCAGUGCAGAGGAAUCACAGACAUUCCACCUGAGCUGGAUCCUAUUCUCCUGAGAGGCUCUGUAUCUGUCUGACCAGCAGUGGAGGACAGGUUGAGGGGGCAGCAGUGCACACAGAGCAGACACUUCCUCACUGCACUGGCACUCUGCCAGAAUGGAAGAAAUGUGAAGGCAAACAGGGGCCCCGGUGUACCAGGCUGCGUCCCCAGACAAAGAGGCCCUGGUGUGGGCAGGCAGGGAGCUGGGCUGGGUCUUCCUCUCCAGGACCAGGGACUCUCUAACAGUCAGUGAGCUGGGCCUCAAACGCCACUACCAGCUCCCUCACCCUGCUCGACUUCACCAGACAUGUCUGUACAGGUGCGGGAGCCAGAGGGAGGGCUGAAGUUAUACUGUAAAGGUGCUGACAUAGUGAUCUUGGAGAGACUACAAAAAGACUGUCCAUAUCUGGAGAGCACUGAGAAAGCUUUAGAUCUGCUGGGGGUGACGGCUACAGAGGACUGGCUGCAGAACGGGGUCCCUGAGAUCAUCUCCUUGCUCAGAGAGGCUGGACUCCAAGUCUGGGUGCUGACCGGGGACAAGAAAGAGACAGUGGUGAACAUAUGAUACUCCUGCAGACUUCUGGAACCUGAUACCAGACUAUUAGAAGGGGAGGAACUGAGGUCAUAUGUACACGCACACACACACACACUAUACUUUUCCAAUAUACUGUAUCUAUUAGUGUGUUUCCUGCCGCGGGCAGUCUUCUCCUGAUCCAGAGAGGACUUUCUCCAAGGGCAAAGAGACAUAACUAUGGCGUGUGGACAGAAAGAUGGCUGGAGAGAAAUCAGCAUUGGUCCUCACCGGCCCUGAACUGGUAAACAUAUGGAUAAGGACUAAUAGAGCGUGCCUUAAGACUACAAGACUGAAUAUCUUAUGGCUUAGUGAUGAUCCGUAUCGUUUCUUUGCUCCGAGUCUAGUAAACACUCUCUUUAUCUGAAGGCUGCCUUCUCUUGGUGUUUCUUCUCAAGAAGGCAUCACACAAAAGGCAGUGUCAUGUUGAUAGUGUUCAGGGAGAGUUUGACUCCAGGCCAGAGGGUGAGUGCCAGGUUCAUGUCCCUGGCAGGGCUGUGCCAGUCAGUGCUGUGUUGUCGUGUCACUCCGGGCCAGAAGGCUGAUGUGGUCAUGCUCAUUGGGAAACACAUCACCUCCAUCACUAUGGCGAUAGGCGAUGAUGCCAACAAUGUGAACCUGAUCAACGGUGAGUGUGAUGGACAGAGAAGUUGGCAGUGAAAUUAUGUCUGUUCAAAGGCAGGUUGUAUUUAACAUGUUUUCUCUCCCUCUCUCCCCCUCUCCCCCUUCUCCUUCCUCUACCGGCUCAUAUAGGGGUAGGUUUGGCUGGUGUAGAGGGGGGUCAGGCAGGGCAGAAUGCUGACUAUGCCCUGCCCCAGUUCAGCUUCCUAUAGAGACUCCUAUUGGUCCACAGAAGCUGGUCGUACCGCAGCAUCGCUGUCUUCCUGCGCUACUUCCUGUACAAUUCAAAUCAAACUUUAUUUGUCACCUGCGCCGAAUACAACCGUUAAAUGCGUACUUAUAAGCCCAUAACCAACAGUGCAGUUCAAGAAAGAGUUUAGAAAAUAUUGACCAAAUAAAACUUUUUUUUAGUUUUUAUAAAAAAAAUGUAAAUAACAAUAACGAGGCUAUAUACAGAGGGUACCGGUACCGAGUCAAUGUGCUGGGGUACAGGUUGUAGAGGUAAUGUAGGUAGAGGCUUUGCUCUGGUACACAUCUGGUUCAGCUUCUUCAAUGGCUUCAGUGUCCAGGUUAGAUGGUCCAACUGGUCACAUUGGUUUUGCAUCAUAAAUGGAACUGCAACCUUUUUUAACAGACCCCAAUGUUUUCUUCCAGUCUCUGUAUGAGAAUUGGUUCAUCGUCCUGUACAACGUCUUCUACACCGACAUGCCAGUAGAAUGCCUGGGCUUUUUUGAGCAGGAGAUGAGGGCAGUCGGAGCUCCAUAAGGUUGGCCAGUGACAGGAGCUGUCCAACCCCUGGCUGCUGACUGCCACCCUGUUCUAUGCCCUCUACACCUCCCUGGUCCUCUUCUUCGUGCCCCUGGGGGUUUUCUAGAACUCUGCUCUGGACUACCAGACCAUGGCCGUUACCGUCACCUUAGCAUCAGUGUUCUCUGCCACCAUUGUGGUUAGAAUUCAUGGAAUGGACGUCAACAGAGAUUAUUCUCCUGACCAGACACGGGACUGUGGAGUGUGGCUGCGUAGAGCUCUCUCUCUGUCUCUCUCUCUCUCUCUUGCUCUCUUGCUUCUCCAUAUUUUUGGAAGAAAUGAAUU
Messenger RNA from Oncorhynchus masou masou (cherry salmon), 2457 nucleotides. It is a transcript of the gene atp8b3, whose product is annotated as ATPase phospholipid transporting 8B3. Gene Ontology annotation, molecular function: ATPase-coupled intramembrane lipid carrier activity. Gene Ontology annotation, biological process: phospholipid translocation. The record is from RefSeq and is a predicted model, not a curated record. The transcript is spliced from 10 exons. Gene Ontology annotation, cellular component: plasma membrane. Lineage: Eukaryota; Metazoa; Chordata; Actinopteri; Salmoniformes; Salmonidae. The coding region runs from base 481 to 738 and encodes 85 amino acids.